AUGGGGGCUUGCAGCAAAGAAAAGCGCAAGAAGGCGCUCAGAGAGCUCCAAGCCCGUGGACGGAAAGGCACACUCAGCCUUGUCAUCUUUGAUGUCUCCGACGACGAUUCCAUUGGAGCUGCAGCAGCAAAGAUUCAGGCGGAUUUCGGUCGCCUGGACGUCCUGGUGAACAACGCUGGAAUCGCUACUACGGUUCUCAUCACCCGGGACUCUCUCCGCACAGCUUUUGACACAAAUGUCUUUGGUGCUAUGCUUUUGACCAACGCCAUGACGCCGCUCCUUCACGCGUCGAAGUCGCCAAAGAUCAUCAAUGUCAGCUUAGAGCUAGGUUCCAUCACCUUGAAACUCGACCCCGCGAACCCUUUUUACAAGAUGCCUGGCGAGAUACAUCGAUUGUCCAAGGCAGCUCUUAACAUGCUGGAAGCCUGCCAACACGUUGCGCUCGAGGAGGUUGGCGGUACAGUCUGGGCUUUCUGCCCUGGAUAUGUGAUUACCGAUCUGACAGGUGACAGGGAGAACUGGAAAAGCCAAGGCGCCGAGAGCUCGGAGACGAGUGCGCAAGGGAUUCUCGAAAUUGUGCAAGGAAAGCGCGAUGGCAAUGUUGGCAAGUUUGUAACCAAAUAG
Messenger RNA from Colletotrichum higginsianum IMI 349063, 624 nucleotides. RefSeq names its product Short-chain dehydrogenase. The record is from RefSeq and is a predicted model, not a curated record. NCBI's taxonomy places the organism in Eukaryota, Fungi, Ascomycota, Sordariomycetes, Glomerellales, Glomerellaceae. The transcript has a single exon. Bases 1 to 624 code for a protein of 207 amino acids.